Plenodomus lingam JN3 is the source of this 1185-nucleotide messenger RNA. NCBI's taxonomy places the organism in Eukaryota, Fungi, Ascomycota, Dothideomycetes, Pleosporales, Leptosphaeriaceae. The record is from RefSeq and is a predicted model, not a curated record.
AUGGAUCGCUCUACAACGUCAACCGACCGAAAAGGCUCUGUACACCAUGAUACCCAUGCAACACCCCCAGAGUUCAUCCAGAAAGAACACUGGCGGUACCAGAGCAUGCGAAAAGCCGAUCUUGAAAACGAUCCAAAUAUCUUCGACCUGAAUAAACGAGAUGCGUUCACCGAUGAGCAAAAAGACCUGUGGAGACCGGCUGGUGUCAUACCAGCCGCACAAAUUGAGUCUGCAUGCCAAGCAUAUGCCGGAGGAGUACCACUUUCGACACCAGUACAUGACGCGCAAAUCUGGGAGAAUAAGGAGUUUCCUGGCCUACAGGUCAUUCCUCGAUUGCUACCGCCAGAAACGCAAGUGCUGUUUACUUCUUGCCUGAUGCACAGAGAUCUGGCCGAUCCAAGCCACAAGAUCAAUAUGCAGGCAGAUUAUAAUGUGCCUUACCCAUCAAGGCCGACAACAGAGGCCCUUCGGUUUGAUAGCAGCUUCUUCCUUCGUGAUAGAGCUGCGCCGGAGGACUGUCUCGUUCCCAAAGUGCUUGAAAAGCAAAAAACUCUCAACAACGAACAGUUUCUGUACACGAAGCUGCGAUGGCUUACACUCGGCGAACAGUAUGACUGGCCAACGCGCAGCUAUGAAAAACAUGCGACUCCUUUUCCCUCGGAUCUAUCGAUACUGGUAACUGGUCUCUUCCCACACAUUCGGCCUGAAUCUGGGGUGGUAUUGAUGUACUCGGCCAAGGACUUCAUGCCUGUUCAUCGUGACGUUAGCGAGAUGUGUCAAACAAGCCUGGCUAGUUUCAGUGUUGGUUGUGAUGGCAUCUUCAUCAUGGCGCGGGGAGAAGACGACGGCACUGGUGAUGAUGCGCCAAGAACGGUGGCCAUCCGAGUGCACAGCGGAGACGUCGUGCAUCUCUCGGGGCAGGCGAGAUGGGCAUGGCAUGCCAUGGCAAGAACCAUUCCCAGUACGUGCCCAUCGCAUCUCGCAGACUGGCCGGUCGGGACACCAGGGGCCACUCCUGCCGAAGAGAGAUCAUACAAAAAGUGGAAGGGUUAUAUGGGCACGAAGCGUAUCAAUCCAUCGCAACGGGCCGCUCGGGACAACCAGCUGGUCGGAGGCGAGCUCCACACAUGUAUCAUCAGAUUGGAGACUUUUGCUUCGGACUUCUGGAACGGCCAGGGCCUCUAA